AUGUCCGGUCGUCCCGCAAAAGUUGGUUGUAAAGCUAAACAUCAUGUAAACUACUAUGAGAUCUCCUCAGAGGGUCUUUACCAAGAUGUUUCUCAGACGAAUGAAGAAAUGACUCCACAAACUUCUGAACAAGUCCCAGAAACUACACUUGAAACCCCACCACUAAAGACAAAAGUACCAAAGACAAAGACACCAAAAUCAAAGGAACCAAAGUCAAAGGAACCACCAAAGUCUAGAGUAACAAAGAAAGGAGCUGGAAAGACAACACAAAGUAAAUCUCGACCAAAGAAAUGGACCUUUGAUGUACUCAUGCACGAUCCAAAAAGUGAAUUGGGACAUGCAGAUUUACAAUCAAAGCUCAAUAUAUCCAGACUUCAAGGAUUUACAGAAGAUGAAUUACAUGAACUCGCGGCCAUGUUGCCAAUAUGUGAUCGAAGCUAUCUAACAGAAAAUGGCUGGAUAGAAGAGUGCUCUAUCAAAAAAGCUCAAGCCUAUUCCGAAUCUGGUACAAGGAUGGGUUUGAGUUCUUUUGCGCUUGACCAAAGGAAUAAUGUCUUUUGGAAUAAUGUCCGUGAUUGGCAGAACAAACUAAAGGAUGGGGAGUUUUCUAUUAACAAUCCCAAACUAAAGGGGGCUCACAAUUCGGUAGACUCUGCUGACAACCAAGCCAAUAUGGAGGCACCAUGGAAGGAUGAUGAGUUUGAGGCAUAUUGGGGAGAAAGACUGGAAAGAAACGAGAAAUUAAAAAGGGAACUCGAAGCCAAAGAAGAGGUCCCUUCUCUUGUUGUAAAGAAGCCUAGAGGGCGUACCCCAAAAGCCAAAAAGGUUAUCUAA
This is a messenger RNA of Phycomyces blakesleeanus NRRL 1555(-), 834 nucleotides long. RefSeq lists its product as hypothetical. The record is from RefSeq and is a predicted model, not a curated record. Lineage: Eukaryota; Fungi; Mucoromycota; Mucoromycetes; Mucorales; Phycomycetaceae. Bases 1 to 834 code for a protein of 277 amino acids. The transcript has 4 exons.